Molecule: messenger RNA, 1547 nt
Organism: Diceros bicornis minor
Lineage: Eukaryota; Metazoa; Chordata; Mammalia; Perissodactyla; Rhinocerotidae
Gene: NSUN5
Product: NOP2/Sun RNA methyltransferase 5
Exons: 11
Coding region: 4-1422 (472 amino acids)
Biological process (GO): rRNA base methylation
Cellular component (GO): nucleolus
Molecular function (GO): methyltransferase activity
Source: RefSeq, a predicted model, not a curated record
GGCAUGGCGGUGUACGGGGUGGCGGCGGCAGUGCUGGCGGGCGUGGAGAGCCGCCAGGGCUCCAUCAAAGGGCUGGUGUACGCCAGCGGCUUCCAGAACGUGAAGCAGCUGUACGCCCUGGUGUGCGAGACGCAGCGCUACUCCGCCGUGCUGGACGCCGUGAUCGCCGGCGCCGGCCUCCUCAGCGCCGAGAAGAAGCUGCGGCCGCACCUGGCCAAGGUGCUAGUGUAUGACUUACUGCUGGGAAGAGGCUUUAGAGGGGGCAGGGGCCGAUGGCAGCGUCUGCUGCACCGGCACCAGGCAAGGCUGAAGGCUGAGUUGGCUCGGCUCAAGGUUCAUCGAGGUGUGAGCCGGAAUGAGGACCUGUUGGAAGUGGGAAGCAGGCCUGGCCCAGCCACGCAAGUGCCUCGAUUUGUGCGGGUGAACACUCUCAAGACCUGCUCCGAUGAUGCAAUUGAUUAUUUCAAGAGACAAGGUUUCUCCUACCAGGGUCGAGCUUCCAGCCUCGAGGACCUAAGGGCCCUCAAAGGGAAGUGUUUUCUUCUGGAUCUCUUGUUGCCAGAGCUGCUUGUGUUUCCUGCCCAAACGGAUCUGCAUGAACAUCCAUUGUACCAAGCCGGCCACCUCAUCCUGCAAGACAAGGCCAGCUGUCUCCCAGCUAUGCUGCUGGCUCCACCGCCAGGUUCCCACGUCAUUGAUGCAUGUGCUGCUCCAGGCAAUAAGACCAGUCACUUGGCUGCUCUUUUGAAGAACCAAGGGAAGAUCUUUGCCUUUGACCUGGAUGCCAAACGCCUGGCGUCCAUGGCUACUCUGCUGGCCCGGGCUGGAGUCUCGUGCUGCGAGCUGGCUGAGGAGGACUUCCUGGCAGUCUCACCCUCAGACCAGCGUUAUUGUCAGGUCCAGUACAUCUUGCUGGAUCCUUCUUGUAGUGGCUCUGGUAUGUUGAGCAGACAGCUGGAGGAGCCUGGGGCAGGCACACCUAGCAAGGAACGCUUGCAUGCCCUGGCAGGGUUCCAGCAGCGCGCUCUAUGCCACGCGCUCACCUUCCCGUCCCUGCAGCGCCUCGUCUACUCCACGUGUUCCCUUUGCCAAGAGGAGAACGAAGACGUGGUACAAGGUGCCCUGCAGCAGAGCCCAGGAACCUUCAGGCUAGCUCCUGUGUUACCCUGCUGGCCCCACCGAGGCCUUAGCACUUUUCCAGGUGCCGAACACUGCCUCCGGGCCUCCCCUGAGACCACGCUCACCGGUGGCUUCUUCGUUGCUGUACUUGAACGGGUAGAGGUGCCAGGCUCAGUCUCACAGGCCAAAGCAUCAGCACCAGAACUUUUACCCAGCCCUGCCCCAAAAAGAAAGAAGAGGCAGCAAAGAGCAGCAGCUGCUCCUGGCACACUGCCUUGCACACAGCAGGAAGGAAACUGGUAAUGCUACUUCUCCAGCUAGAAAGACGGAGUGGAUUUCCUCAUCCUUUGGGUCCCCUCCAUGGGCCGUGUUCUUGCUGGUGAGAGAAGUGCUGCCCACAAAAAUAAAAGGCAGGAUGGUCUAUGAUA